CAAACAUCAGACGAAUCUCUCCUCCUUUCACCUCACAGAAACCGUAAAAAUCUCUCUCUCUCUCUCUCUCUCUCUCUAGCUUUUCUGCGAUACCCAUAGCAUUUGGCUUCUUUCCCUUUUGACCCUUUGCCCUGUGAUAGUUUCUGGAGCACCAAUCCCAAUCCCAACUGAAACGGAUUCCAUUUCCAUCGAUUCGAUUCGCCCGCAAUUUGCCUCCCAAUUUCGUGCCUUUCGGAUUCCUCCUUUCUUGAUUGUGGCUGUUGGGGCUUUAGAUGGCUGAUGCGAUUAUUCGGCUGCCUCUAGCCUUCCACGCACUUCGCUGCUCGUCUCAGUCACUGCCCGCCGCACCUUUCUUGGCCUCCUCCAUCAGCUCUCUCUCUAAUUCUUCCUCCUCCUCUUCUUCUUGUUUGUCGGUCGCGGGCGUUGCCGGUCUUGCUUUCAGACCCAGGAAGAGAUUGGCCGCUCUCAAGGCACAAGCUGCUGUUGCUGAAGCCGACCAGCCAAAAUGGUGGGAGAAGAAUUGCGGGCCCAAUAUGAUCGAUAUCCACUCUACACAGGAGUUCUUGAGUGCUCUAGGUCAAGCUGGCGAUAGAUUAGUAAUUGUGGAGUUUUAUGGGACUUGGUGUGCUUCUUGCAGGGCACUAUUUCCUAAGCUCUGCAGGACAGCUCAGGAACACCCUGAGAUCCUGUUCCUGAAAGUCAAUUUCGAUGAAAAUAAGCCGAUGUGCAAGAAUCUGAAUGUAAAGGUGCUUCCUUACUUCCACUUUUAUCGUGGGGCCGAUGGACAGCUUGAAUCCUUUUCAUGCUCCCUCGCUAAGUUUCAGAAAAUAAAAGAUGGGAUUCAACAACACAGCACAGCGCGUUGCAGCAUCGGGCCGCCUAGAGGAGUCGGUGACCUUAAUCUCGAACCCGCUGCCUCUGGCUUGAUGGACAAGGCAACAGGAUCUUCUGCUGCCGCAUCCUCCUGAGGCCUUUCUGGCUAUCAAGUUGCUGGAUUAUAACGUAUUCUGUAUAUUUGGAUUGGUCACUCGUUUGAUUUUCAGGAAUAGCAAUGGAAUUCCAUUCUUUGUAAUCUCUCAUUCUCGCCCUAGCUACAGUGUAUAUUUAUCAUCUCAACGGUUGAACUCCGAGUUAUUGUCCUAUGUGUAUAAGCGAGUCGAGCUACUUGUACCUUAGAACGGAAGUAACUGAAUCAGUUUCAUCCAACAGUUGCUUAAUGACUUGUAGCA
Messenger RNA from Punica granatum (pomegranate), 1229 nucleotides. The record is from RefSeq and is a predicted model, not a curated record. NCBI's taxonomy places the organism in Eukaryota, Viridiplantae, Streptophyta, Magnoliopsida, Myrtales, Lythraceae.